Molecule: messenger RNA, 7692 nt
Organism: Linum trigynum
Lineage: Eukaryota; Viridiplantae; Streptophyta; Magnoliopsida; Malpighiales; Linaceae
Source: the annotation of a GenBank genome assembly
GAUGUUGUACCGGAAAAGUUAAUGAUAUAAUAUUUUAUGUUAAAAUUGUAGUUAAACAAUUUUAUAUCGCUAAAUAUCAAUUGCUGAUAGAAAUUUUUUUCUGGUUAAACCGUCGAGCACCUCUACCUUUUCUCGGCUGGUUAUACGAUAUAGACACACAAAAGAGAGAAGUUUAGUUUGUAUCAAAACAGGUGGAUGAGUGGCAAACACGAAACUCUCUCUAAUGAUCGAUCAUUUCUCUAUUUUUCUUACCAACAACGCGUUUCCAAGCUGCCAUUUUGAUUGCCUUUUAAUUUGCACCACCACUCUUCGCUACUUUCGAUUUAAAACUUGGUUGGAUUUGGCACCAACUUCACUAUUUUAAAAACAAACUCACACACACAGCAAAGUGUUGGAUCAAUAGUUCCAUCGACAUCCUAAAUUUUGUUGCCUCGCCUCCCCUUUUAUUGCCACCAUUUUUAUCGCCGUAGAGUGAUCAGUAACAAAUUUUAAGGCAAGUCAGCCUAUUGUUCCAUGCAUAAGGUGGUAAUGUUGGCCGAGACCAUUCACCAUCGAGCCCAACCAUUUUAUCAAGGUAGAAGUGGCAAUUGGAUCAGAUUCCGUGGAUUGGAUCUGAAUGAAAUUAUGAAUUGGAUCCAAUGAAUUUACGGAUUUGAUAGAUCAAGUUAAUUCAUAAACUGAAUUGUCAAUCUAUCACAGUAACUUGCCCCGAUAACUUAUGUUUUUGGUAACAAAUCGAUAUGAAAAGAAAUAGAUGGUCGAAAUUCGAGCCACCUACCAAAUUUUAUGGUUCUUGAUAUAUUGAAAUGUCAAUUUAUUCCAAGUAUUUGGCUAAAGAGUCCACUUGUUUGAAGAGGAGUGCACAAGGGUUCAAAUCUAGGAGUGGUAAACGGUUAGUCGGUUUUAAAUCGAUAACAAUGGUUAGUGAUUAAUUUAUAACCAAUAAUUUCUUUGUGGUUCGGUUUUGGUUAGCUGUAUUUUGUUUAUUGGUUACCGACCGACUAAUCGGUUAGUGGUUAACCGAUAACCAUCUAUUAGUAUAAUCAUAUAGUUUUUGCCUUUGGUUAAGGAAAAAAGUCUCAGAAUUCAAAACCAACCAAAGUCACAAUUCUAAUCAUCACAAUUCACAUUUAUUGCAAACAAACCUCCACCGAAAGUCUCAAAUAUGUUUAAUAGUCAAACCCCGAAAGUCAACCCUAUUUGACUCUUGUUUGCAGUAGGCAGAGCGAAUCUUGCGCCCUAGUAGUUUUUGUUUCUAUGAUGUUUGUGAAUAAUGAUGAAUUAGUUUUAUGAGAUUUUUUGUAAGUUUCAUGGAACGUGUGGCAUGCUUUAAGAAAUUUGUGGUGUAAUAGUGGUCUGCUCUAUGAGCUUUCUGGUGUGCUUUAGGGAAUUUGUGAUCUUUUCAAGCAAACUCGUGAUAUGCUUUAAUAACUUAUAGUCUGCUUUAGGAAACUUGUGAUAUGCUUUAAUAAACUUGUGGUCUGCUUUAUGAGGUUUCUGAUCUGUUUCAAGAAACUUGUGGCAUGCUCUAAGAAACUUAUGGUACGUUUUUUAUAGAGUUUGUGGUAUGCUUUAUGAGAUUUCUGAUAUGCUUCAGGGAACUUGUGAUCUGAUUUGAGUUUUCUGGUAUGUUUUAUGAUUGUGGUGUGGUGAGGUUGUGAUUAGCUAUAUAAUCUUUCUAGUAUGUUUUUAAGGUAUUUAUGGUGUGUUUUAUUGUAUUUGUGGUUUGUAUUUUGUGGUAUGCUUCAUAAUAGUUGUAUUUCUCAUAAUUUUUAAUAAUGACAAACGUGCCCCUCCGCUUAUUCGGUUUGAGCGUUGACUAGGGAUGGCAAUUUGAACCUGCCUCGCCAGGUAUUACCCGACUUGACCCACGAUGGGCGGGUAUUACCCGAACCGCAGUAGCGUGGGGCGGGGCAUGAGUAUCUACUUCCGCCCCGCCUUUUUUUUGCCCAUUCUAUCUCAGUUUCUUACCGUAUCUAUUCAUAUUUCUCAUAUAUUGACUUUGUUUAACUAAUUAGGUUUGACCUUUCAACUAGUUAGAGUCAAUUACCUUUUCUAUUUUCACUAUUGUUCAUUCAUAAAGUGUUUUCCCCUUCGUUUUAUCGUAAAAAGUGAAAUUUUACGUAUAUUUUAUCAAAUAAUAUGUCAAAGUGGGUCGACUCACUCUGGCCCGACCCAUAGUAACAUGGGACGGGACAUUAAUAUUGAGGUACCCACUCCAACCCCAUUACCAUCACUAGUUACCAACACCUAACCUGUUCGAAAAACCAUACCCACCAUCACAGACAGGCAGUAUUCGGUUUGAAUUUUACCCUAUACGCAUAUAAAAAUCUUUCACUUUCAAGAUUUAUCGAGAAGAUAUGCCAUUCAGAUCCCAACAUCAACUAAUUUUACACCUUCCUUUUACCCUGAAAAUUCACCCAAAUUCUUACAGCCGCCCGUCACCCACCUAUGCGAAGUUGCGAACAAACAAAAUUUACCCUCUUAAUUCGAGAGUCGAGACUCCUUUCUCCCGGGCCCGGAUAGAAUAACAACAACAUAUUUGUUGUUACUAUAACAACAAGGACAAAAAGGUAAUACAACAAAAACACAAUAAAAAUUAACUAAAAUGGAAAAUCAAUUUUUCUCCGUCCCUCCAUCCAGAUCUCAGUCGUCUUCUUCGUCUCAUCGUCUCAUCCAUCCCAUGAUUUCUUCUUUCUCCUUAGCUCCGGCAUCGACGACAAUCCAAACAAGAAAAAAUAGGCGGAGGUUGUUUUCUGAUUCCCCGUUGUCUCUGCGUCACUGGCUGCGGGAUCGGCCGCGGCGGACGGGUCUUCAGGAACUAGGUCUUCGAAGGCUCGUUGUUGGGCGCUGACUACAGGAUCAAGCGACGGCCGAACCACUGCAACUGUAAGUGUGCGCUCCACGACAAAUCUCGCAACGGCAGCGACAGAAGUUGCGGGAAUUGCAAGAACACCGUCUCAUAGAAGAUUCGUCGGUCCUGGAGCAAAGGCUUCAUUGCUCUCGCGGUAUCUUCCGGUGCCAGAUCCGGAUCGUCCCCUUCGUGUUCGUCGAAGGCGUCGAGCCGAUCGGCGACCACCGCCUCCGACCACGCCUUGUCCUUCCAUACGUCGACGCAGAGGUCAUAUAUGAAGCCGAGCGCCCCGCAUCUGCAAGGCGGCGAAAGUGGCCUCAAUCGGGUGGAGAUGGAGCCCGGGAAAAGGAAGAAGAUGAUCGUCCUCUUCCCCCUGCCUUCGUCUUCUUCUUCUUCUCUUCCUCCGAGAAAGAAUUAAAAUUAUUGCCCCCACAAUCUAACAACCCAGAAUCAAUGAAAUUGACGAGUCAGUGAAAUUAAAAAGGCAAUAAUUGUGGUUCUUUUUCAUCAUAAUAAUUUCUACAAUAUUAACUCAAGCAGAUACACUAAUUUUAAUUCACUUGUAAUUGCAAUUAGUGAGUCCAAGUAAUUUUGUAACUUUCCUAAUAAUUACCACAAAUCUCUUGAUUUAAACCAUAAAUACCACAAAGUAAACAACAAAUAUUUCUAAAACACACCAACAACCUCUUAAUGCAGACCAGAAACAGAUAAAACAAAUCACAAAAAAGCAUACCAGAAACCUCCCAAUGCAUACCACAAAUCCCCUAAAACAAACCACAGACCUCACAAAACAAACCACAAAUAUUUUGAAAGCACACCAGAAACUUCUUAAUGCAAACUAGAAACCUCCUAAUGCAUACCACAAAUAUCCUAAAACAAACCACAAACCUCACAAAGCAAACCACAACAUUUGCGAAAACACACCAGAAACCUCCUAAUGCAAACAACAAACACAGUAAAUCAAACCACAAAAAAGCAAACCUGAAACGUCCUAAUGCAGACCACAAAUAUAUUAAAACAAACCAGAAACCAUUCAAUGCAACCCACAAAAUUUUUGAAAGCAAACCAGAAACUUCUCAAUGCAAACCACAAACAUGAUAAAGCAAACCACAAAAGGCAUACAAAAAUAUGAGAAACCAAACCAUAAAUCUCACAAUACAGACCAUAACAUCCGGUGAUCGUUGACCGGUCAACGAAAACCGUUGACCAAACUCCGAUGACCGUCAAUCACCGGAUUCCGGCGCCGAUAGGCAUAUUCCGACCCCGAUGACUAGAUUCCGACGCCGGUAAGCAUAUUCCGACCACGGUGAGCAUAUUACGGCGACAGUGGCAUAUUUCGAUGACAAAAUAGCAUAUUUCGGCGAUCGAUGGCCGAAUUCCGGUGACCAAAAUUUUGGACAAAAAAUAAAAAUUUAUAUUUUUAUUUAAUAUAUUUUCAUAAUGACAAUUAUACCCCUGCUUUAAUUUUACACUAGGUUAACUCACCUAAUAAAAAAUCAUCACAACCCUAGCUUCCUAUUAGUUGGAGGCUAGUGUUGUUACACUAACAACAAAUAUGGUAUUGUCACCCUAUCCUAUCCGCUCCCCUUCCUCCCUCACUGAAAAACCUUUACGAGCUGCCGCACACAAACUCGCCGACGCCGUCUCCUCCUUCUCUCCUCUGCGCCGUCACCUAACCCCGCCGGAUACCCUAGCUGCCGAACGAAACUCGCCGCUGCACUCUUCACUCCUCUUCUACGCCGCCGUUUUCUCCUCCGUCCUCUUCCCAUUUGCCGCUGGGCCUCUGUAAGUCACCAAAUUUGCUGAAAUGUAUACAUUGAUGAUUGAUGAUGAGGAAUGAUUGGGAGGUAAUUGUUGGUUUGUCUGCAAAUGGAGAAAGAUUGAAACUUUAUCUCAUUAAAACUCUUUUUUUGGCCAUCCUUGUCCCAUUGUAGCAGUUCUUGGUGUCUAAUUCAUUAGAGAAGCAUCCUUGCUUGAACAGUAUAAGUUCCACUUUGAUUCUGUUGUAUUCAAUGAUGAUAGGUAGAGCUCAUUUGAUUUAACUUUCAUGAAGGAAGUUGCAUGUGCUCACUAGAUCUUAUUUACUCAACUGCUAGUCAUAGCAACUCUCGUAGAAAGUGGGAUUUUGAUUUGGUUCUCAUCGAAUUGGGUUCAGUUUAACAGUGAAACGUCCAACAAGGAAUUGCCACAGUCAUGAUAAUGUCUCUUCGGGCUCCUCCUUCCUCCACAUCUUCUUCCUGUUCUCUUUUCCCCUCGCGUCGUAGCAUGCAUUCUACUUCCCGCGCAAUGCUGCCUCUUUCGGUCGCUUUUCCCACGAGAUUUGUCAGUUGCAGCCUAUUGCAAGAUCAAGUCUCCGUUGAUACCGGAGCUGGGUCUAAAGUCUCUGACCGAAAUGAGCUUCGGCUUGGUUUGCCUAGCAAAGGACGGAUGGCCGAUGACACGCUUGAUCUCCUCAAGGACUGUCAACUAUCUGUCAGAAAGGUUAAUCCUCGACAAUAUGUCGCGGACAUUCCUCAGCUGUCCAACUUGGAAGUCUGGUUCCAGCGACCCAAAGACAUUGUGAGAAAGUUGUUAUCAGGAGAUUUGGACCUUGGAAUUGUGGGCCUUGAUAUAGUCAGGGAAUAUGGCCAGGGAAGUGAAGAUCUAAUCAUUGUUCACGAUUCUCUUGAUUUUGGGGAUUGCCAUUUAUCCAUAGCUAUACCAAAAUAUGGCAUCUUUGAAAACAUAAAUUCCAUGGAGGAGCUGGCCCGAAUGCCUCAGUGGACAGCUGACAAACCUCUACGAGUUGCAACUGGAUUCACUUAUCUAGGAUCUAAAUUUAUGAGGGAAAAAGGACUGAAACAUGUGGUUUUUUCAACUGCUGAUGGAGCCUUAGAAGCCGCACCAGCGAUGGGUAUAGCUGAUGCAAUUUUAGACCUUGUCAGUAGUGGAACAACUCUCAGGGAAAAUAACCUCAAAGAAAUUAAAGAUGGCAUUGUAUUGGAGAGUCAGGCUGUUCUUGUUGCAAGCAAGAAAUCAUUAGUGCACCGGAAAGGCUUGCUGGACACAACACAUGAGAUCAUUGAAAGAUUGGAGGCACAUUUGAGGGCUGUUGGUCAAUUCACGGUGGUUGCAAACAUGAGGGGAAAUAGUGCUGAUGAAGUAGCACAGCGAGUACUAAGCCAGCCAUCUUUGGCGGGGCUGCAGGGACCUACUGUAAGUCCAGUUUUCUGCAAACGUGAUGGAGAAGUUGUGGUCGAUUAUUAUGCCAUAGUCAUUUGUGUACCAAAGAAGGCAUUGUACAAGUCUGUACAGCAACUUAGAGCGAUUGGAGGCAGUGGUGUUCUGGUUUCUCCUUUGACUUACAUAUUCGACGAGGAGACCCCUAGAUGGCAGGAACUUCUUGGCAAACUGGGCCUAUAAUAACGAUGUUCUCUUUGCUUGGUGUCUCAUCGUCGUCCAGUUCAAUUCUGUUCCUUCAAUAACCUGCUGGCUUCCAGACUCCAGAUACGCAGAUCAUGGUCGUGCUACAACUAGAGAUGGUUGAGAAGCAGAAGAAAGGAACCUCCCCUGCAUUAUGGAGCGGCAGCAAGCAAAGUGCAUAAGCAACUUGGGAAAAUUUUCCAUGUUGUAUUUUUGAGUCGCCAUUUAGUAAUCUUUAUGUAGCAAUUGUUCCUGUGUUUUUAAUAAGCCAUGUGCUGCCUGUGUUCUUUCUUUUUCUUCUUCUCUAUUUCAUUCUUGAAAAACAGUUAACUUCUCAACUUUUCUGUGUCCAAUCUGUUGAGUUAUUCAGAAUUUUGUGUUCAUUCGGUAUCAUCAUUACUCUGUUUUGGUUAUGACGAGGGGGUCUUUUGCCAUAAUUAAGGGAAGUCGAGAUCUCCACGAUUCUCGACUAGAGUGAUGCAGGAUUUCAAGUCACAUAGUUUGCGUCGCUCACUUUUUGGUUCACAUAGACUCGUACUUGUGUCUCUGCAAUGAAAUUCUCUGCAGAAUUUGCUUGUAUGAUAACCUUGAUCAUCAUUCUCAUGGCAAGGCCAUCAAUAAGAACAAGGAUGAGCUCACGAAAUCAAAGUGAAUGGGAUUGGCAAUUUUUAGCAACAUUUCUAUCAUCACAAACAUGAAGUUUGCAAUAUAUUUCAAACAUGAAGCAUACAAACAUGGAUCACAACCACCCUCUCUUCCAUACCCUUUAUUUUAUGAAUCUCUCUCUUCCACACCUUCCUACACCAAAUUUGUACAGAACACACGUAGGGCUAACAUUCUUAGCUUUUUAUGUUAGUAAAAAAUUAAUAACUUCAUUCAUAAAGAAGAUGAAAGAGUUGGUACUGCCAAAACCAUGCUAGUGAUAAGUUAAUAGUUAAUACUCCAUGUAUAUUAAUUAAUCCCACAUGAAAUAAGGCACGUUGUACUCACAAAAAAAGGAGUGCAUGUCACACACCCUAAUGUAGAAGAAAAUUAUAGUAAUUAAAGUUAAAAUGGUAUUCAUUGAUAUUGGUCUUACUUAACGAGAUAUGUCGAAUUUCUUAGUUUUUCUCAAAUAUUUUGGCAAAAUUGAACGAAUCACACUAGCCAGCAAAUUUGUCACGUCAGAAUUUAAGUAUGUUUCUUUAUAAAGAAGCACUAUAAGGUUGGGUUUGGUUUGUUAGCGGGUUAGCAUCUCUGGAUUUGGGUCUCGGCCCAUGUUUGUACAUAUGUUUAGUUCGGACUCUAUUUUGUACUUGGGUUUUUUGGCUGGACUUUGGUUGGACGUGCAUGUAGGGUUAGGGUGCAUGGAGUUAGGGUUGGGAGGGUAUAUAUAUUUGCCCUUAUGUACUGCUGCCGAUCAUCGAAUCUUGUGAGAAUAAGAUACAAGCUCGGAG